This is a messenger RNA of Hyaloscypha bicolor E, 840 nucleotides long. RefSeq lists its product as uncharacterized. The record is from RefSeq and is a predicted model, not a curated record. The coding region runs from base 1 to 840 and encodes 279 amino acids. The transcript has a single exon. NCBI's taxonomy places the organism in Eukaryota, Fungi, Ascomycota, Leotiomycetes, Helotiales, Hyaloscyphaceae.
AUGUCUUCCUCGCCGAAAACAAAAGCCAAACAACUUCGCGAGCCGCCGCCGUCCCUAUUCCUCGGUCCUCCCUCUCAAAAUGCCUCUCACGUCUCCCUCCCAGGCGUAGUUCCGGCUCCCCCUCCUCCUAACCCCUCCAACCUAAACCCCACAAGAGCACCUCUCAUCCGCCAACGCUCCCAGCGUCUAGCCCAGCGCGAUGGCCCUGCAGAUGCAGCUCCCGGAUCCUCUCUUCCCAGAACCGCACUCCCCCGACAGCAGCAGGAUUCAGAAGGGAAGAAGCAAGCCGAUAGAACGGAUGCGUUGUGGGCGGAGAUGCAGAGCACACUGGAGGAGGUGGAGCUCAGUGCUGUGAAUGGGACGCAUGUGUUUGGUCCGGAUCAUGGGAAGGCGUUGGAGGGGCUACGGGCUGCGCAGAUUGAAUUGGCGCAGGCCUGGGCGAGGAGUGAGGCGGAUGAUGCGGUUGAGAAUGCGGAUAAGGAGAGCAAAGGGUUGAGUGUGGAGAAGGCGAUGCCAUUGGGGAGUGAGGGUGGGAAGAGCGUCUUGGAUACGGUGGGGAGUACGGUUCCUAGUGGGAGCGGGAGGCCGGGGAGUAGCGGUGCUCCUGUUGGAGUGGCUGAGAGACUUGGGAGUGAGCUGGAGAAGGAGACAGAGGCUGAUAUUAUUCUGGCCAGGAAAAGGAGAGAAGCUAAUGAUAGGUAUUUCCAGAGGGUUAAUGAGGGGGUGUUGGAUGUCGUUGCCAAGUUGGAGGAAGUAGCUAAUGCUAUGAAGGCAGUGGAGCAAGAGAGCAGGGAUAUCUGGGGAGAGAACGAGAGUGCCAGGACGAGCCUUCAUGAGUGA